Scomber japonicus (chub mackerel) is the source of this 3603-nucleotide messenger RNA. Its product is annotated as amyloid-beta A4 precursor protein-binding family A member 1-like. Gene Ontology annotation, molecular function: protein binding; amyloid-beta binding. The coding region runs from base 1 to 3603 and encodes 1200 amino acids. The transcript is spliced from 12 exons. Gene Ontology annotation, cellular component: plasma membrane; cytoplasm; dendritic spine. Lineage: Eukaryota; Metazoa; Chordata; Actinopteri; Scombriformes; Scombridae. Gene Ontology annotation, biological process: chemical synaptic transmission. The record is from RefSeq and is a predicted model, not a curated record.
AUGAGCCAUAAAUAUCAGGGAGAGGCAAUGGGGGAAGCAGGUGAGGAGCACAAGGCGGCCUCAGUGCCUCAGAGGAGCCGUCAACCCAAUGGGACGACACCCGGGGAACCUCCUGUACGUCGAUCCUGGAGGCCAUGUCAGAUGCUCAACCAGGAUGGGGAACCGAACCCUCAUCAUCAUCACCAUCAUCACCAUCACCAUCCUCCUCACCACCACCACCCACCCACAAGUCGUGGGCCCCCACGGCAUCGCCGACGGCCUACAUCAGGACAAGGGCAGGGCCAAAGCCAGGCUCAGAGUCCUGGUUUUGUCCCGGAGGUGGCUCCUUCUAAUGAAAGUCGUGACAAUGAGCCUCGCGCUGUACAGCUACCCCGCCCUGCUGUCGCCCGUUACCGUCGUCAUGGUGACCCUAACCCCAGGUUCAGAGGUCACAGACAGAGGCAGCCAAUCAGAGAGAAACAGGACUCUUCACCUGAUGCAGACAAGAAAGAAGGUCCAGCAUAUGAGCAGGUGCAGGAAAGCCUACCAGAAAAUCCUCUAAAGAACCAGUUGCAGGACAGGGGAUCUCCUCACCAGACUCCCAUCGCUGUUGUCACUCCCACCCACCUCUCACUAGGUCCAGAAACUUCUAACAUGCAAGGAACUCCUCCUGCUGAGAUGGAGGAGGACCUCCAAGAGUGUCAAGUAGAGUGUGAAGAGGAGUCACAGGAAGUUGAGGAGAAGGAUGAAGAACAAGAACAGGCAGAGGACGAUGGAGACCAGCAAUCAACCCCAGGUCACUCCAGCUGCAGCCAUGACAACAUGCAGACAGUUGAUGAAGGAGCAGAGGAACAUGCUGAGAGGGUGGAGGAGGAUCAGGAAGAAGGAAUGGAUGAUGUAGUGGAGGACAUUGCAGCUCAGGGAAGUGAAAUUACUGAUCUCUGCUCUGACACAGAGAGUGCUGCUUCGCUCAGUAUGGACGGACCUCUCCACAGUCCGCCACCGCUCCACUCACCAACUCCUCCUUCCUCCCCUGAUGCUCCACCUUUCCCCCAGCUGGACCACUUCAGUGAGGACAACAGUAUGAGCCCUCUGCCUGACCAUGACCUGAUACCUGAAGAAGAGGAGGAAGAAGAAGAAGACGAAGAGGAAGAAGAUGAUGAGGAUUGCUCGGAAUCAUGCUCACUGUCCCACUCCACUUCCUGCUCUGAAUCUUAUCCAAAAACCUAUGCAGACUUUUAUACAGAGUCCCACCAAAAGUCUUACUCUGAGCCGGACUUCGAGUCGUACUCUGAGCCAAUAUCCCAUCCUAACUCUUUUCCUGAGCCCCUUAAGACCUCCUACCCUGAGUUACACAGAGAACCUCGCAGGCGUUGUGGUUGGAGGACUGAGUCCGAUGAGGCGCAGCAGGAGUCCUACCAAGAGCCCCUUUCCAGCCAUAGACAGGAGAAUGUACUAAAAGGGGCUCCGAAUCCCUCCAUCAAGGGCUCCCAUCAUGCCCCAAGGCAGGGCAGAGACCGCAGUUCACAUCACUCCCCUCUGGACCGCUCUGUUGGCUGCCGGCUGCACCACUAUGACGGUCAGUCUGAUGGAGAGGGGAACAGCGCCAAUCAAAGCCCCAUUCCUAAAAGUCGUAGGCAUGCUUCCAAACAAGCGGAAACCCAGGCUAGGAGCCCCUCGUCUGGGCAGAGCAGCUCCGGUGAGGCCCAGGAUGAGCGAAACAUGUUGGGUGUCACAGCUGGUGAGGAAGGUACGAAGGGCUCAGGAGAUGCCAUCAGCCUGGCGAUUAAAGACAUCAAGGAGGCAAUUGAGGAGGUUAAGACGAAGACAAUACGUUCCCCCUACACACCUGACCAGCCUGUGGAACCGAUUUGGGUGAUGAGGCAGGAGGCCAGCCCCACAGAAGAUGUAUACCCACUGCAGCCAUCGUCCUCUCCUCAGUCCCCCUCUCAAUCAGUGUCCGAGUCUCCGUCCCGAUACGCUCCAGUUCCAGUGCGGGAGCCAGUUAGUCCUCAGAAAGCCGAAUCAUCCAGAGCCCUUCCUCCCCAACAUUAUCACCAACAGCAACCCCAGCACAAUCAUCAUCACCACAAAGGCCACCAGUCACAGCAGCAGCAGAGGGAGACUGUGAGGCCACCACAGACGUACACGCAGCCGCAGACGUAUGCACAGCCGCAGACAUACGCGCAGCCGCAACCUUACGCGCACAUGCCUCCCAAUCAGCAUCAGCAUCAACAACGUCAACAACAACGUCAACAUCAACAGCACCAUCAACAGCACCAUCAACAGCAUCAUCAACAGCAUCAUCAACCGCAUCCGCAGCUUCCACCUCAACAGCCGCGGCCACAAGUACAGCCACAGUCGCCCCCAAAGCAGCCGUCUAUCCAGGAGAUUCGCAGAUCUCUUCCCCCAUUUCCCACAUUUGUGGACGUCCCAGGACCAUGUGACCCCGAAGACCUCAUCGAUGGGAUCAUCUUUGCAGCGACUUACCUGGGCUGCACCCACCUGCUGUCAGAGAGGACGCCCACAAAGAGCGCCCGCAUGCAGCAGGCACAGGAGGCCAUGAGCAGAGUCCGGGCUGCUCAGAAACAGGCGAAGAACAGGAAAAAGAGCCCCGACGGUGAGGGUCCGUCGACCGCCGAGGUGGAUCUGUUCAUGUCCACGCAGAGGAUCAAAGUCCUCAAUGCAGACACUCAGGAGUCUAUAAUGGACCUGCCAUUGAGGACGAUCUCCUACAUAGCAGACAUCGGUAACAUGGUGGUGCUGAUGGCCCGGGGGAAGAUGGUCCGAUCCCGCAGCGCACAGGACAAUUUGGACAACACCGCCGAGCACACCACCAUGACCCACGACGACAGGCGGCUGUACAGGAUGAUCUGCCACGUCUUCGAGUCUGAAGAUGCCCAGCUGAUAGCUCAGUCCAUAGGUCAGUCUUUCAGCGUCGCCUACCAGGAGUUCCUCAGGGCCAAUGGCAUCGACCCCGAGGACCUGAGCCAGAGGGAGUACAGCGACCUGCUCAACACUCAGGACAUGUACAACGACGACCUCAUCCACUUCUCCAAGUCAGAGAACUGCAGAGAUGUUUACAUUGAGAAGCAGAAGGGGGAGAUCCUGGGUGUGGUGAUAGUGGAGUCUGGCUGGGGCUCCAUCCUCCCCACCGUCAUCAUCGCCAGCAUGAUGCACGCCGGUCCGGCUGAGAAGUCCGGUCGACUCAACAUCGGAGACCAGAUCAUGACCAUCAAUGGGACGAGCCUGGUGGGUCUACCGCUCAGCACCUGUCAGAGCAUCAUCAAGGGUCUAAAGUCUCAGUCCAGGAUCAAGAUGAACAUCGUCAGGUGCCCACCCGUCACCAUGGUGCUCAUCCGCAGGCCGGACCUCAGAUACCAGCUGGGCUUCAGUGUCCAGAACGGCAUUAUCUGCAGCCUGAUGAGGGGGGGCAUCGCUGAGAGAGGAGGCGUCCGUGUCGGUCACCGCAUCAUUGAGAUCAACAGCCAGAGCGUCGUAGCGACGCCUCACGAGAAGAUCGUUCAGAUCUUGUCCAACGCCAUGGGAGAGAUCCACAUGAAGACGAUGCCUGCAGCCAUGUACCGUCUGCUAACAGCACAGGAGCAACCUGUCUACAUCUGA